Lentinula edodes (shiitake mushroom) is the source of this 1122-nucleotide messenger RNA. RefSeq names its product protein-tyrosine phosphatase-like protein. The transcript has 4 exons. The record is from RefSeq and is a predicted model, not a curated record. The coding region runs from base 429 to 998 and encodes 189 amino acids. Gene Ontology annotation, cellular component: cytoplasm. Gene Ontology annotation, molecular function: MAP kinase tyrosine/serine/threonine phosphatase activity; protein tyrosine/threonine phosphatase activity. Gene Ontology annotation, biological process: protein dephosphorylation; negative regulation of MAPK cascade. NCBI's taxonomy places the organism in Eukaryota, Fungi, Basidiomycota, Agaricomycetes, Agaricales, Omphalotaceae.
UCCAACAGCAUACAUAACAUUCUUGGAGAUUUAUUCCGACUCAUACUUUGAUCCGAUGGUAAAUUGAAGAGAUCUCGAGAUCAAUCAGCGUCAUACAUAGCUCAGCUCUAGAGCGCCACAAGGCGCCACAUGAAUUCGCUCCUCUUUUUCCGAUCCUCUUACUCUUUUACAUCCUUUCCUGAUUUCUUUUCUUGGUCUGAGCGUUCAUGUUCUAGACCUUGCCUUUCUUUUUCGUCACUAGAUAAGAACUUGAGGAACUCUCCCCAAAGUUCUCAUCGGAAAAUCCAGGAACACCCUCGAAGUCGAACUCUUUGUUGAUAGAAUCACGGUUGACGAAUCGAUGUCCCAUCACCGUACAGAGUUGUAAACGAUAUAAAACACACAACCGUAUUUGCUCUAGUAUCGACUCGACAAUCAGAGGUUUUACGAUGAUUCGAUUCGAUAAUGUUCCUCCUGAAGUGAUGCAGGCAAUGUGCACUCCGAUGCAUCAAGUGCUUGCACCUUCAGCCUCUUCGACCUCCCCCUCUCACGCCACUGGAUCACUCUACGUAGGCUCCUUGUCCGCUAUCACCGACUACGAUCUCCUUCGUACCUAUCGGGUCUCUCAUUUCAUCCAAGUUCUUGACGCUCCGUGGCUUCCCCCACUUCCCGAAACUGAUGGGUACGGCGGCAAAGUGACCAGCUUUAAAAUUGAAAUACUAGACACAACUAGUGCAGAUCUCAAACCACACCUGGAAGAUGCAUGUAAUAGCAUAGACCGUGCAUUACGGAGCGGACGAAAUGUGCUCGUUCACUGCCAGCAGGGAAUCUCUCGCUCUGCUGCUGUGGUGAUCGCAUAUCUCAUACGCAAUCACGGUAUGUCUUAUGACGCUGCAUUUGCUUUUGUGAAGCGCCAGCGGGCAUGCAUUAAGCCAAACACUGGUUUUGUCAACGCGUUGAAGGAGUGGGAGUCAUCGUGGCACAGGCCGGUAAUGGGAAAUAGACGAUUUACCACCUGAAAUGCAAGUCAGCAUGCAAAAAGCCAAUAAUGGCAACUUCGGUCCUCUUUCCGUAUCUUACGCUCUCCUUUUUUUCAUAUCAAAAAAUCCACGUUCGCUGUUUUCUCCGAGUCGAAAUCAGAAA